Hydractinia symbiolongicarpus is the source of this 1018-nucleotide messenger RNA. RefSeq names its product MOB-like protein phocein. Gene Ontology annotation, cellular component: cytoplasm. The transcript has 8 exons. Lineage: Eukaryota; Metazoa; Cnidaria; Hydrozoa; Anthoathecata; Hydractiniidae. The coding region runs from base 100 to 801 and encodes 233 amino acids. The record is from RefSeq and is a predicted model, not a curated record.
AGGAGUAUAUACUGUAUAAUGUAAUGUACACUCUUACAAGUUAAUCAUAUUUCAACAAUUUUUUGUAGAUACGUUUAGAUCUGAGAAUAAUACCUUGUUAUGUCAGAUUCUGGCCCUGGAGUAUUAAGACGAAAUCGUCCUGGUACAUGUGCACAGGAAAUGUAUAUUUGGCCAGAUGAGGCAUUUGAGGAAAUGGAUAGUACUCUAGCUGUCCAACAGUAUAUACAGCAAUUGAUUCGACAAGAUAACACAAAAAUUGAAGAAAUACUGGAACCUCCAGAAGGCCAAGAUGAGGGUGUGUGGAAAUAUGAACAUCUCAGGCAAUUCUGUUUGGAAUUCAAUGGGCUAGCUGUGAAAUUGCAGCAAGAGUGUAAACCAGACACGUGCACACAAAUGACUGCUACUGAGCAAUGGAUAUUCUUAUGUGCUGCUCACAAAACUCCAAAAGAGUGUCCAGCUGUUGAUUACACGAGACAUACUUUGGAUGGUGCAGCUUCAUUGUUGAAUAGUAACAAAUAUUUCUCAAGCAGAGUCAGCAUUAAAGAUUCCUCUGUUUCAAAGUUAGGAUCGGUUUGUAGGCGGGUCUAUCGCGUGUUUUCACAUGCGUAUUUCCAUCAUCCAGCACUCUUUCGUGAUUUUGAGAACGAAACGCAUUUGUGUAAACGAUUUACUCGGUUCGUAACCAAGUAUGAUUUAAUGUCACGCGACAACUUGAUAGUUCCGAUAUUUGAAGAAGAUGGCGAGGAAGAUCCAUAUGUUAUAUCUACGAAUGAAGAAUUUAGCGAGGAAUCGUAUUCCUAAUAGAUUGAAGAACCAUUUUUUCAAACUCGAUUUCCAUUUUAGUUGCAAUACACACUUGUAUGAGGAACGCUUUUAGCUAAGCUAUAUUAGAAUAAUUGACAUUUUUGGCUACUGUUUUAAAGUUAUCAAUUUAAAAUGUCGUAUUUUGGAAUAAAUUUAAACGGAUUUGCCCUUUACAUCAAUAAUUCUAUGUGGAAAUAAAGUCUUCGUAUAUCUA